AACAGUCUCUCUGAAAGGAGACUCACUGCGCUGGCAGGGAUUGAUACUUAAUCGUGCAGCAGCCCAAUCAGCACGAAGUCCACAGAGGUUGGAUUCCUCGAAUUCGCCUCUCCGCUACCGAGAGAAGGAAAUCACAGGUAUCCAUCUCAGUAGCAACAAGUGAGAAAAGAACAAGUGGAUCUUCUUCGAUGGGUGUUUUCAUUACGGUGUGCCCAUUAAAAUAUAUCUGAGGAAAAACAGGCUGAGAUGGAUACUGAAAAGGUUGUUGAGCAAAUGGCUUAAUUCACAGAAAAGAAACAAAACAAUUUUUGUAUUAUUCUGGUGUGCCUACAUUGCUGUCUUACAUAUACCUUCCAUUUUAAAUUCAGUUUAAUUCAGAAUGACUUCUCAUUGACAAACGUUGAAAAUGACAGCAGUAAAACCCUAGUGGAAGCACAGGAGUUGGACUGGACAUGGGUGUAUCUGUUAUGCACAGGAAUAUUUUUGGGGCAGCUUCCACAAUGCUCCUUAGGGGCCUGUACAUAGUGCUCAUGCACAUUGCCCUUACAUUCGCUUGCCCCAGAGGUUGCCUCUGCACUGAAAAAAAUGGCGUGAUGGCUGUGCACUGCACCUCACGCAACCUGGACAAAAUCCCGUCCGAUUUGCCGGAAGACACCGUGUCUUUGCUGCUGGACUCCAACCGCAUCACUAGAAUCCCUAACCAAGCCUUCAAGGACCUCUACCGCCUGCAGGAGCUAGACCUGUCGAAGAACGCCAUUGAGGUAAUUGAGGCAGGGGCUUUCCACGGGGUGGCAGAGGGCCUUCGGUUGCUGGACCUCUCCAGCAACCACAUCCGCAGUGUCCCCAAGGAGGCCUUCUCCAAGCUCAAGGCCAAAAUCCGCCUCUCCAACAAUCCCUGGCACUGUGAGUGCACACUGCAGGAGGUGCUUAGGGAGCUCAAAUUGGACCCUGAGACGGUCAAUGAGAUCAGCUGUCACACCUCCGUGCAGGAGGAGCACACUGGAAAGCCCGUGAUCCAGGUACUUGACUCUGGCAUCAACUUCUGCAACUUUCACCACAAGACUACUGAUGUGGCUAUGUUCAUCACUAUGUUUGGCUGGUUUGCCAUGGUCAUCAGCUAUGUGGUUUACUAUGUGAGGCACAACCAGGAAGAUGCUCGGCGGCACCUGGAAUACUUGAAGUCUCUCCCCAGCACACAGAUAACCAAGGAUUUUGAUACUAUUAGCACAGUACUUUAAUAUACCGAUCACUGUAACUGAAACCAAAGGGUUUGAAUGUGUGACAGAUCAGGUAUCAUCAGUAUAGCACAGUCACAGGUCUUAGUUUGUUUAAACUCAUUAUUGUUUGGAAUAAAAUCUAGUUGUAAAGUGAUGGCCUAUGUAGCCUGUCUGUCUUAAGGCACACACAGGCAAAAACAUACAUACAUUCACACCAGGGCAAAUUGUCCCAGAAGCCUAUUAACUGACCACCAUGUCAUUGGACUGGGGGAGAAAAUUGGAGAUCCCAGAGGAAACUCACAUACUGUACAAAGUCCACGCAAAUAGCAGUGAAGUUCUGGAAUUGAAACCAAAAACUGUGCCACCUCCUAGGAAGUCAAACUGUUUACUUUUUGUACCUUGUGUAAAAUUCUACAAAAACCUUACAAAAUUAAGCUUAAGAUGUUAAACAUUAUUAAAGUUUAGGACUCAUGUUUUCAUAAUUUCUGUAUUGACAUCUUUUUUUGAACAAGUAGUGUAGCCUCCAAAAAAUGUAGUGUUCUAAAUCAUUACUUGUUUAAUUUGUUCACAUAAUAUAACUUGAACAAUUAACUGCAAUGGUUUUAAUGUUACUGUACCUUGUUGUUUGAUUUGUUUGAUGAGGAGAUAUGACCUGUUGUCUAUUUAACAACACUUCAGCAUUUGAAGUUUAAAUGAGAAGAACCCUCCCCAUGCAUCUGUGUACCCUAGACUCUGCUAAAUUUCAGUUUUAUAGGUUUAGGUUGAUUUUUUAGAACUAUUUGCUUUUCUUAGU
This is a messenger RNA of Lepisosteus oculatus (spotted gar), 2010 nucleotides long. RefSeq names its product leucine rich repeat containing 3 (gene lrrc3). The record is from RefSeq and is a predicted model, not a curated record. Gene Ontology annotation, molecular function: protein binding. NCBI's taxonomy places the organism in Eukaryota, Metazoa, Chordata, Actinopteri, Semionotiformes, Lepisosteidae. Gene Ontology annotation, cellular component: plasma membrane.